GAAGCCAGUGAGCAGCUUACACAAUUUAAGACGGUGCGUGAAUGUAAGGUCCUACUCCGCAGGAUUCAUCAUUCUGUUUGUAAAAUGACUGGAGAAGAAGUGGAUGAAAUUCAAACGGAAAUAUCGUCCACAUUACCAUUGCAAACGGUAGCUGCAGCUGAAGAAUUUGAAAAAAAGCUGCUGCAACAACAAUAUCUUGAGGCAAUGAAAACUUUACUUUUGAAAAUUAAGGGUCCUGAAACGACUGUUGACGAUUUGCUUCGUCAACUUUAUAGUGAUGAAAUGUUGUCGCUUUGCAACUGGGAUGGUAGGGGCAACAAGGAAGCAUUGUGCCAAUAUUCUCUUGUUUCGGACAUACUUUUUGAUAUUUUUCAGCUAUGCGGACGAGCAACUUACGAGAAGAACAUUCGUAGGUCAAUUGAGCUUAGUCACCACCGUUUUAAGCAGCGAAAUUAUCGGCAGCGGAAUUUAAAUAAAAAAUAA
This is a messenger RNA of Anastrepha ludens (Mexican fruit fly), 483 nucleotides long. RefSeq lists its product as uncharacterized. NCBI's taxonomy places the organism in Eukaryota, Metazoa, Arthropoda, Insecta, Diptera, Tephritidae. The coding region runs from base 85 to 483 and encodes 132 amino acids. The record is from RefSeq and is a predicted model, not a curated record. The transcript has 3 exons.